GAUUGCAAAUUAACGCUGGCAUCUUUGCACUUAUAUGCUGUGCUCCUGGGCCAAUGUGUUCCUUUCCCUCUCCCAACGAGCUUUCUCGAUCUUCGUGAUACGAUCUUAUAACGAAAGUUAACAAUGCGUGCUUGCCUCGCAGUGCUCUUAUCAGCGGCUGCUACCCUUGUUUUAUCUCGUCCGGUUCCUUAUUGGGCUAUCUCGGCAUCUGAAUCUGCCAGUGAUUGGUGGGAAUGUAUUAGGGCUGCCAGCACCCAGUCCUUUCAUGGCGCUGCAGUCGAUGCUCCAAAAUGCAUAGCAGAGGCACGAGCUAUGAUGGACGACGUCAUCGACAUCUCUCGCUACGAUCGACUCCAAGAGCCCAUUUUGCAUGGUCAAAACCCAUUCCGCACUCCCUCAACUUAUUCCCGUGUUGGCACUUCUAGCAUUCUUGGUACCUUGCCUGCGUCCGAGUCGGUAACUAUAUCAGAGUGGCCACCUCCGUCCAAGCCGACAAAUGUAUCCAUCCCGUCACCUCCAUCCGAGUCAAUAACUAAAACCAUAUCGUUACCUCCGUCCAUCACCGUGACCAUUGUGUUGUCUCCGUCCAUCACGGCGACCUUUGCGGCGACCUUUGAGUUGCCUCCAGGCGCUUGCUUGCCUGAGGUUUUCUGGGAACAUCUAUCUCUGCCAAAGGACUGAGCGCAGGAGGAAGCGGAGCUUGGUCUUUGGUUUCUGGUGCUAUAGGAUUUGGGUUGAUCGUGUUUUAGAGAAGCGGAACAGAACAAAUAUUGACAGGGAACGCUGCUGUAUAAUUUUUC
Messenger RNA from Suillus plorans, 800 nucleotides. RefSeq lists its product as uncharacterized. The transcript has 4 exons. The record is from RefSeq and is a predicted model, not a curated record. Lineage: Eukaryota; Fungi; Basidiomycota; Agaricomycetes; Boletales; Suillaceae. The coding region runs from base 124 to 681 and encodes 185 amino acids.